AUGCACCGCAACGCCGCCCGCACGCACGCAUUGACUCAUUCUGUCCAUCUCCCACCGGAAAUCGUGACCCCCCGGCUGCCAGCGUCAAUCAAUAUCAAUCAACCGCCUCCCGCCCUUCUCCUGCCCGACCAUGAAUCCCGCAUAGCCCGCCUUGCAGUCAUCCUCCUCGCCCCUCGCGGCUUCAGCCCGACCACAGCACCAACCAACAAAGACAAAGAAAUCCCGACAUCGCAGCAGCAUCGAGCUGAGCCUCGUCUCGUCUCUCCCUUGGCAAAUCGUUUCUAUCUGUACCGACUCCACAAAGACCAGCCGUCGACCCCAUCGACCAACUCCCACUGCCUGACGACCGAGUCAUCGUUUCGUCUCUCCAUCUCCGUCUCGACUCCUCCAUCGAUGCCAAACACGAUGGAGACCUCUCCCUUGACAAUGGCCGCGGCCUCCACUUGCGAUGCCCUCAAGACGCCCUCCUACAUGGAGCUGGUGGUUUCCAUCGUCAUCCUCGUCGGCCUCUUGAUCUCGUACCUGCCACAGCACUAUCGCAUCAUCUCUCGAGGCACCUCCGAAGGCAUCUCCCCCUACUUUGUUCUUCUCGGCACAACCUCCGCCACCGCUGGCUUCGCCAACAUCCUAACUGUGUCGCCCUCCCGCAAGGCCAUUGGCUGCUGCAAGGAGCUGGAGACAUUCGAGUGUGCCGCCGGACUGCUUGGUGUCGCCCAGCUCGGAACGCAAUGGCUAUGCUUCACUGCCAUCCUUGUGCUGUUCCUCAUCUUCUUCCGCUAUCGCGAGGCCAACGUGCCCCAGGAGGAACUUGGUGGAGAGAGCCCCAGAUGGCAAACGGCCGUCGCUGUCGGCGGUCUCUGCAUCCUUCACGGCCUGAUCGUCAUUGCCUUGACUGGUGUCUUCGCGAUUGCCAUGCCUGACCAGCUCAACCUGUGGGCCAAUUUUCUCGGUGUCAUGGCUGCCGUUCUGGCUGCCAUUCAGUACAUUCCCCAGAUUUGGAUGACCUACCACCUUAAGCACGUCGGUAGCCUGAGCAUCCCCAUGAUGUGCAUCCAGACGCCGGGUGGUCUUUUAUUUGCCGCCAGUCUUUUCAUGAGACUUGGCGUGGAAGGCUGGAGCACAUGGGCUAUCUACCUGUUGACAGCCGCCAUGCAGGGCAGCGUGCUCGCCAUGGGCAUCUACUACGAAGUUGCUAGACGCAGCGACGACUAUGCGCACAGCUACGCCAGCAGUGCGCCCCAGUCUCCCAUCGAGCAUCACGCCACGCCACAGCGCCCAUACGCUCCUCGUACCUACUCCGAGGGCUGGGAGCGUGGCCUGCCGGGCCCCUUUACGGGUCACCCCGAGCGAUACGCCGAAACCGAGGAGGACCUGGACGAUAUCGAGGAGCGGGAGGAGCGAGCCAUCGCCAGAGAGAACCAGCCGCUUCUCCGACCUGGCGGCAUUGGCAACCCGCACAAGAACUAUCACUCGACCUCGCGCCACUGA
Messenger RNA from Trichoderma aggressivum f. europaeum, 1488 nucleotides. RefSeq lists its product as uncharacterized. The coding region runs from base 1 to 1488 and encodes 495 amino acids. Gene Ontology annotation, cellular component: membrane. The record is from RefSeq and is a predicted model, not a curated record. The transcript is spliced from 4 exons. Lineage: Eukaryota; Fungi; Ascomycota; Sordariomycetes; Hypocreales; Hypocreaceae.